AUAUUAAUCCCAAUCCACCUCAACUUUACUCAGAAAAAACGUAUUGACAAUUAUCAUUAAGUAAAACCGUUUAAAUAAGUUACUUUUUUUAUAUAAGUUACUAUUAAUGCAAGCAAGGACUGUACUCGAUAAGACUAUAUAGUCUACGUUACCAUAAAUUAUUUAAAACAUAUGGAAUGUAUUUUAGUUUUUACCAUGUGAAAAAAAAUAAAACGACCGCUUUAAUACCCUUUUGACUCAUUGUUUGUCAGGUUUAUAAUUAAGUUUGACCUCUUAUAAAAUGGUCAAGCUAUAGCUAGAUGCCCUCCCUGCCGCGUGAAAUUAUUUGUGUAUAAGCCCAAGAAUUCCUCUCUUAUUGUCAUCGUCUUCAUCACUGUCAAAACAACACAUAGAGAUCACAGAAAUGGAGCAAUCCUGUUUUGUGUCCUCUGCCAUUACAGCACUGCUGCUUCUGUUGGUCCAUGGCCAGAGCUUAUUUGCAGGUGCAACCACUUACACGGUUGGGGGCCUGGACGGGUGGACGAUGGAACAGGCAAAGAUUUGGCCCAAGGGGAAAUCCUUCAAGGCUGGUGACUAUUUGGAGUUUACAUACAACUAUGAAUUCGUCAACGUGAUAACUACGGCGAAGAAGACAGAGUACGACCAGUGCAAGCUCCCAGUCUUUGGGAUUUACCAGUCCGGCCGCGAUUUCAUUCGCCUGCACAGAGGCCACAACUACUUCUUCUCUGGCAUGGGUGGCCAGUGCCAACUGGGUUUCAAGAUGGCCAUCUUUGCAGAGUGAUGGCAGGGGAAAUUAAAUGUUUUGUGUUUUAUUACCAUGGUGACAAAUAAAAUUUGAGUUUAAUAAAUCAUCACAGUUGUAUCCGUAACCUUCCUCUCAAGUGGAGGCAUGAAUGUCAAUACAAAGCCUUUAGAGAGAGUUUGUCGAUCGAUCGAUCAAUGAAUUUCAAAUUUUCGAUACGUUUUAUCUGCUCAUUAAAGAUCUUAUAAUCAACAAUAUAUACAU
Molecule: messenger RNA, 1006 nt
Organism: Linum tenue
Lineage: Eukaryota; Viridiplantae; Streptophyta; Magnoliopsida; Malpighiales; Linaceae
Source: the annotation of a GenBank genome assembly